Molecule: messenger RNA, 2202 nt
Organism: Emiliania huxleyi CCMP1516
Lineage: Eukaryota; Haptophyta; Isochrysidales; Noelaerhabdaceae
Exons: 1
Coding region: 1-2202 (733 amino acids)
Source: RefSeq, a predicted model, not a curated record
AUGAACCCCGCGGCGCCGGGCAGCCUCGUCGCGCUGCGGCAAGCCGCCGCUGCUCACCAGCGUGCAGACGAGGAGAGGCUGGCCGCCGCCUUGGAGCGGGAGGCGGCGAAGGUCAGGGAGCUGGAGGAGGACCGCGAGGCUGCCGAAGAGCUGACCGAUGUGGAGCAAGAACUCGAGCAGCUCCGCAGCGAGUACGCCACGCGCCGCGAACUUCACAGCGCUGAGUUGCUCGCAGUAUACCGCAAAGCGAUCACACGCGUGCCUCGGCUCGCCGCUGUGAUGACAGCCGAGCAGGCGUUGGCAGAUCCCGAGCGUGUGCUGGCGUGGCUUCUCAGCGCGGCGGGCACGGCGCAUCCGACAGCGCCUGCUGCGGGCUUGAUUCCCCCGACACCGCCCACACCGGCCGAGGCAGCUGAGCAGGCGGAGGAGGGUUCGUGCGAAGGGGCGGCGGCGCCUUCGCGGUGCCCAGGGCUGAUGGAAGAGGCGAGGCCCCCGGCCCGCGAGGCCGCCAGCUCCGACGCUCCACCCCCGAAGCGCACGCGCUACACGGAGAAGUGCUGGGGCGACGUCGUCUCGGGCGGCGCGCUGGGCUGCGAGGCGCUGCCUCCGCAGGCGUCGAGGGCCGCCUUUAGCGAGAAGUUCUGCGGGCGCUGCCGGCAGCGGGGCGUGUUUGUGCCGGCGUCGAGGGUGCGCAUGCCCAUCGGCGCGGGCUCCGGCGAGAUCGCCAACAGCCACGGGCCCGGCUUCUGGAACGAGCCAUCCCCAGCCUCGCGCUGGCCUGCGCACCGCGUCGUGAACCAGACGUCCGACUGCUCGGGCCCGAGGCUCGUAAUCCUUAAGGACGAGUCUCCGGUCCCGCUGCCCGGCCUUGCCGAGGCCGCCGCGCUGUCCGCCUCCGACGGCUGGGUCGCCUUCACGGUCGGCCGCACGCUCAGGAGAAAUUUGGCUCUGCCGUCGGCCGUUGCGAUUCCUCUCUCGCCGGCCCCGCCGCCCGAGCGCGACACCCCUGAGGCUCGCACCGCAUCAGCCGAGGGGCGUGUCGAGGGGUUUGCGGCGGCGGCGCAGGCGGGCGAGGCGUCUGGGUCUGCGUUGGAGGCCGGCCUCGAGCCCUUCCUCGCGGAGAUCUCGUUCGCUCUCGGCCCGCUCGCCGAGGCCGGCACGCCGCCGCCGCUUGGGCCCGACGAGAUGACGUGGCACUUCGGGGGCGGCAGCACCUUCGACGAGCUGCUUCUCUCUGGCUCGGCGACACCGCCGCUGCUGCAGACGCGUCCGAAUCCGGAGGCAAGCGUGCCGCCGCCCUCCAUGCCGCCUUCGCCGCCGGCCACAGCUGGCUUUUUCCGGCACGUGGAUGUCCGCGCAACACUGUUCAGUCAGCACGCCCUCGGCGCCGCCGUCGCUUGCUCCUGCGCCGUGCACGCUCUCGCCAGCUAUCGGUCCGACGCAAGCAACCAGGGCGACAGCGUAGUGGAGGUCAACAUCUGGGGGCUCAUGCUCACUGUCGUUCUCGCGUAUGCUCUGGCCAGGGCGUACGGCUGCUAUCGCAGGGCCGCGCUCACCAUCACGUAUGGCACCACCGUGGCAUCGAUCGUUACCCUCCUCUUUGAUGCGCUCCGGCCCGUGGAAGGAACGACUGCAGCUCUGGGGCUAGCCGCGUAUACCGACGCGCCCGUCUCUGCGGUCGGCUGCCAGUUCGCCUACGGCCUCCUCCUCGGCGUGCAGCCACUCAACACCUCGGUACGAAGCAAGAACCUCUGCGCCACAAUUGGCAUCUGGGCGACCAAUCUGGCCAGUAUGCUCCUCCGCACGGGGGACGCGGCAUUCCUAAGCGUGCUGCUCGCACGCACCGCUCUGCCACUAUCGGCUGGCUUUUCGGCCGGCGUGGGGUAUACGAGGUGGAAGCGGGCUGCUGCUGCAGCCGACCCUGAGGCCCGCAGCCUGCUCGAGCCACCUUCGCCUCCGCCUGCUCCGCCCGGGCCUUCGGGCGGCCCCUCGAGCGACCCACGACCCGAUGUCGAGCAGGCGGCGCCCAGGCACCGAAUCACCCAGGAGGAGCGGGUGAUGAUCUCGCGUCAGGAGGCGGCCUUGCGUGCGACGCAGAUCGAUCCGGCAGGCUUUCUCUCUAGGUCGGUCACUAAACUGCUGGAGUGCUUGACAAUGGAGGACUCGGAGAAGGAUAGAACACACACAAAGGAAACGCGUUGA